CCACGACCCGCACUCGGACGAGGACACGCCGACCUCGGACGACCUGGAGCAGUUCGCCAAGCAGUUCAAGCAGCGGCGCAUCAAACUGGGAUUUACCCAAGCGGACGUGGGGCUGGCUCUGGGCACCCUCUACGGCAACGUCUUCUCGCAGACCACCAUCUGCCGCUUCGAGGCCCUGCAGCUCAGCUUCAAGAACAUGUGCAAGCUGAAGCCUUUGUUGAACAAGUGGUUGGAGGAGGCGGACUCCUCCUCGGGCAGCCCCACCAGCAUAGACAAGAUCGCGGCGCAGGGCCGCAAGCGGAAAAAGCGCACCUCCAUCGAGGUGAGCGUCAAGGGCGCGCUGGAGAGCCACUUCCUCAAGUGCCCCAAGCCCUCCGCCCAGGAGAUCACCUCGCUCGCGGACAGCCUACAGCUGGAAAAGGAGGUGGUGAGAGUGUGGUUUUGUAACAGGAGACAGAAAGAGAAGCGCAUGACUCCCCCGGGAGGGACGCUGCCGGGCGCCGAGGACGUGUACGGGGCCAGCAGGGACACGCCGCCGCACCACGGGGUGCAGACCCCCGUGCAGUGAACUCGCGGCGGGGGCGCCCGGCCCCUCCUCCUCCUCUCCUCCUCCUCCUCCUCCUCCUCCUCCUCUCCUUCCCCCAACUUUUGAUUGUCCUCCUUUUUUUUUUCUUUUUUUUUUUUUUUUAAUUUUAUUUUCUCCUAUCUUU
Molecule: messenger RNA, 710 nt
Organism: Parus major (Great Tit)
Lineage: Eukaryota; Metazoa; Chordata; Aves; Passeriformes; Paridae
Gene: POU3F2
Product: POU class 3 homeobox 2
Exons: 1
Coding region: 197-568 (123 amino acids)
Biological process (GO): regulation of transcription by RNA polymerase II
Molecular function (GO): DNA-binding transcription factor activity, RNA polymerase II-specific; RNA polymerase II cis-regulatory region sequence-specific DNA binding
Source: RefSeq, a predicted model, not a curated record